Puntigrus tetrazona (Sumatra barb) is the source of this 2538-nucleotide messenger RNA. It is a transcript of the gene ciarta, whose product is annotated as circadian associated repressor of transcription a. Gene Ontology annotation, cellular component: nucleus. Gene Ontology annotation, molecular function: RNA polymerase II cis-regulatory region sequence-specific DNA binding. The record is from RefSeq and is a predicted model, not a curated record. NCBI's taxonomy places the organism in Eukaryota, Metazoa, Chordata, Actinopteri, Cypriniformes, Cyprinidae. Gene Ontology annotation, biological process: circadian regulation of gene expression; negative regulation of DNA-templated transcription.
GUCUUCCCUCGCUGUAAAGUGACACUGGCGGAGAAAGGGAGAGGAUAGAAGUCCGUAAUAUUUUUCUCAGGACAACAGUGCGUGCGACCAAAACGACCUAUUAAGCAAUAAAGUGUAUGAAACCACUUUUUCGCGUACGAGAAGCACGUCAGGUUGUGUCGGCGGCGCUGGACACCAGGUUGUUGUCGUACCAACUCAGAAACGACCCACCAUUAAGUGAUGCUGUCGCCGGGGAGUCCUUCCAAAUGGCAAGUGCAAGAUUCCCUCUCCUCGACCCCCAGUCUCCUGUACAGCGAGAGCGACCAGACGGAGGAUGAACUGGAAGUCUUUUCCUCUGAGAGCGAGGCUGCGGGAGUUGUGCCUGAUCCAAAGCCACCCUCCGUGGCCAGUGGGAGCUCUCAGGAUCCGAAAUCGCCUCUCGCCUUUGUGAAACAGAGGAGCCGAAGUGGUGAAAACGGUCAGACUGGAUGUUCCUCGGCAUCUCAAGCGUACACGGGUCAGACCUCUACAUCAUCUGAAAGGAUUCCCACGGAGGGGGAGCUGAGGUUUUCACGCAAAUGUGCAGAGCUGCAUGGGUACGUCAGACCCCUGUUGGAGCUGUUGAAGGGGCUGAAAUCAGGUCGAUAUGAUAAAGGUUUGAGCACAUUUCAACAGAGUGUCGCCAUUGACAGACUGCGAAGGAUUGUGGGUUUACAAAAACCUGAACUUGGGGAGAAGUAUAUGGGCACUCUUCUGCAGCUGGAGAUGAUGUUAAAGGUUUGGUUCCCUCAAGUGAGACCUCAGCAUCGGGAUGGCACCCCUUCACUCCAAAACCUGCCUCCACGCUGGAAUCAGGAUCAGUUACAUAUUCCAGUGAAGAAACGCAGGUUAAGUUGGUCAGACUCUGACUCGCAAGGAUCUUCGAGCAGCAAACGCUUUCAAGAGGACGAUCGAGGGCCGAGCCCCAGUGACAGCAGCUCAUGGUUCAGCAGCUCCGACACCAUGUCUAGCGAAUUAGAAGACAGUCCCGUCUGUACAAAGCAAAAUAACACGACAUCUGAACCCAGUCUCAAUGAAGACGGCAAACCUCGGACUGCGACAGGAAGACCACCUCCUCUUGUAAUACCACCGUCGGCCACAGAUGGCAGCAGCCUGGGCAUGCAGGACUGUUCAGUGUCCUCCACAACUCCUACUUCUGACCCACCAUUUAACAUGACGAUUAGUCAGAAAGAAUCUGUAAAAGAAGAAGGGCCAAAAAAACAAGUCGACACGGAGACGUCAAACACAUAGCAUUUCGACGUUUCACAUUUUUUUUAACAGAAUGACUGAAUUAAACGUUUCUCCAGUCUGUUGAUAUUGGGAGCUCGUUGUUUUUCACAAAGUGAAAUUUUCAUUCAGUUAGAUUUUGCCGCACAUGCACAGACGUAAUCAUACACGGUUAUAGACUAAAGAAGUGUCUUAAAAUACAUGGCCGAGUCGUACAGUGAAGCUGCGAAACUGCACUGCCUUCCACGAUAAACAGACUUCCAACAGUAUCUGCCGCUUUACGAACAUAAAACCAGAAAGCCAGAUAACAGCAAAAGAAUGGUGAAAAGUGUGACUGCAAUCGCAAUCUACCUUAAUGUCCUUUGACUUGAAUUGAAAACCACUUUGAGCAUCGGAUGAAAUAGAAAUGCAUUAUUUGAGAGAAUGUUUAGAGGCGGUUUUAUUUAUUGCAUUAUUACUUGAAGAUACUGAAUUCACUUAAGCAGCCUUAAAGAGUCAGUGCAAGUGGGCCGUUGUCCAUUAUCGUAGCUCGAUGUUUUAUAUUUAUUAAGAGACUGAAAGAAUAAUCCCGGGAACAACAGAUGGGAUGCGUUGGGAAGUGUUAUUUUAUAGUCUGGAGAGUAAACGGUCAUUUAUUGAAAAUGUUCUUGCCAAAAACAGUUUGCACAUUUAUGUUGUUCUGCUUUCGCGUUCUAAGAGUUCGGUUUGUCAUAGAGAUCUAGGUUUUUGUCAUAGGAAAGUGCACCGUUUUUUUCAGCAUUGUGAUUAUUAACCGACUAAUUUUUAAGUUGAUGACGAAGAGUAUGUGCCGUCACACACUGUAAAGGUCACACUGAGACAGAUGAGACUUGUGCCGUUCGCUGUUUGUAGAGUAUGUUCUGACAUUAGAGACGUAGUAUUUGGUAGUCGCUUCAGGAGGAAUGAGAAGAACUUUUUCGGUAUGUUGACUGAGAUGCAUGUGGUCACGUCCUUGUGCAGCUUGUACGAGUACCUCGUGAAAAAUACAUGUAACUGUAUUGUUGGAAAUAUAAUGGAGGUUAUAAUGUAAGGGACAGGUGCAUAUGAAGAUAUGUUGUAAUUAAUAUUUAAUGGCACUUAACAGCUUCAUGUGAUUGUUUCCGAAAAGUCUGUUAUUGUAGCACCACUGAUAUUUUCUGUCCAUUCAAAACUAUUUUCUCUUGUAAGUCAUUUCUGUUCUCGUAUCAAUGUUUUUGUCAAGGUUGCUAAAAUUGUUUUUUUUCGACAUGCUCCACUUUUUGAUAUCAUUAAAUGUUUCCAAGUUUCUUAUUUGAA